AUGGAUAUUGAGAUCAUAGAAUACAAGCUUAUACUGAAACUCAACUCUGUUGUGGACAUUGCAAAGGUCUUGAAUUUGCAUUCCCUACUUCCAGAAUUGGAAGAUUUAAUUAAAAACAUAAAAUAUAAUGGUGACUACUGUCAAGAGGUAGCUGAUAUUCUGAAGGUUGCUUUGUGUGAGGCUGAACAUGUGGUGGAUAAAUAUGAAGUUUACUCUUUGCAAAGCCAGUUGCUUUCCAGAUCAAAAACAUCAAAGGUGAUUAAUUUCUUCUCUGGCUCAAACCAUUUUGUCCUUCGAAUUCGGAUGGUUUUUGAAAUUGAAAAACUUGUCAAGAAAUGGAGAAAUGAAGAAACUCUUUCUGUAUUUCCCAUUGUUGGAGUUGUCGGCAUUGGAAAAACUACUCUUGCCAAAUUGGUGUAUAAUGAUCCAAGGAUAGUUAGUCAUUUUCAGCUGCAUUUGUGGGUUCAUGUGUCUCGUGUGUUUAAAGUGGAGAAACUAUUAGAACAAAUUGUGAAUUCCGAUCCAGUUAAGUGGGAUGAACUGAAGAAAUCGUUGAUUGCAGGUGAUUGUGGUAGUAAGAUUCUUGUAACAACACGGUUUGAUGAAGUAGCUUCGAUGAUGGGGACGGUUCCUGCAUACUGUUUGAAGGGUUUAUUAAGUGAAGAUUGUCUCACUUUGUUCUUGAGAAAGGCAUUUGAACAAGGUCAAGAAGUGCAACAUCCAAAUCUCGUUAGUAUUGUGUCAGAUAUAGUGCAGAAGUGUGAGGGAAAUCCCCUACUGUUAAUGAUUUUAGGAUCUUCAUUGCACAUGGAAACCAAGGAAAGGGAGUGGAAUGAUGUUAAUGCUAAUUAUAUGUGGAACACAAAUCAGAAUGACAAAAUUUUACCUGCACUAAGAGUGAGCUACGAGCGAUUACCAUUUGAUCUCAAAGUUUGUCUUGUUUUCUGCUCAAUAUUUCCCAAGGGCUAUGCGAUUGAAAUAGAUAAAUUGAUACAGGUGUGGGUAGCAGAAGGUCUCAUUAGUAAGUCUAAUGAAUCAGAAGAUCUUGAGCACAUUGCGAUUCAAUAUUUCCGAGAGUUAUUGUUGAGAUCCUUUUUUCAAGACGUUGAAGAAUAUCGUUCCGUUUAUACCUCAAUCUGUACAUUGCAUGACCUUGUAUAUGAUCUUGCACUAUCAGCAGCAGGGGUUGAAUUCUGUACAGUAAAUUCUCACAUACAAAACGUUUCUGAUAAGGUCAUACAUAUGGCGUUUUCUGACUAUGAUUUGUCAGGCAAGGAACUGCCAACAUCCCUUGUCAGUAACCGGGCAUUAAGGACCAUAUCCUUCUCCGUUGAUGGAGUAGGGCCGAUGAGUACAAUGUUCGUUGAGAAUUGCAUAGCAAGAUUCAUGCAACUUAGGGUGCUAGAUAUCAGUGUUUCAUGUUUUAAUGAGUUGCCUAGCUCUGUUGGCGAACUGAAGUAUUUAAGAUAUCUUGAUGUAAGUGCCAAAGGCAACAUUAAAGAAUUACCUGAUUCAAUUAACAACUGCAACGAUCUAGUAUCUUCUUCUGAAGGUCUGCAACAUCUGACUAGUCUUCGUACAUUGGCAAUCAUCGGUUGCCCAAGACUGACCUUUUUCCCAAGUACUAUGAAGCAGCUUACUGCAUUAGAGAAUCUGUUGAUUGUUGACUGUGAAGAGCUUACAUUGUUGGAGUGGCAUGAUAUUGAAGGACUUAGGAUGCUUCGGUCAUUGGUUAUUGGAGGCUUACCUGAAUUGGAGUCAAAAGAUGUUCAAUGCCUCAGAAACCUUCAGAUGUUGGUACUUGCUGGUUUACCACAGUUAGUUACUUUGACCCGAUGGCUUGAAGGUGCUAGUGCUGCUCUACAAUACCUGAGGGUGGAAAGAUGCCUGAAUUUCGCAGCAUUGCCACAGUGGCUGGAAAAUCUUAGUGCACUUGAAAAACAUGAAAUUUCCAAGUGCCGUAAAACAUUUUCAUUGCCCAAGGGGAUGAGUUGGCUCACGAACCUGAAGGUAUUUCGGAUCGACAACUGA
Solanum dulcamara is the source of this 2031-nucleotide messenger RNA. RefSeq names its product putative disease resistance protein RGA3. The record is from RefSeq and is a predicted model, not a curated record. Gene Ontology annotation, molecular function: ADP binding. Lineage: Eukaryota; Viridiplantae; Streptophyta; Magnoliopsida; Solanales; Solanaceae. The coding region runs from base 1 to 2031 and encodes 676 amino acids. Gene Ontology annotation, biological process: defense response to other organism. The transcript is spliced from 4 exons.